Drosophila nasuta is the source of this 3016-nucleotide messenger RNA. Its product is annotated as long-chain-fatty-acid--CoA ligase 5. The transcript is spliced from 8 exons. Gene Ontology annotation, biological process: fatty acid metabolic process. Gene Ontology annotation, cellular component: endoplasmic reticulum; membrane. The coding region runs from base 319 to 2433 and encodes 704 amino acids. NCBI's taxonomy places the organism in Eukaryota, Metazoa, Arthropoda, Insecta, Diptera, Drosophilidae. Gene Ontology annotation, molecular function: long-chain fatty acid-CoA ligase activity. The record is from RefSeq and is a predicted model, not a curated record.
UUUCAUUGAUUUUCCCAACAUUUAUUUAUGGAUAUUGGCUUAAAAAUACACAAAGUGAUAAAUCAAACAUUAAAUAACAUGCAGACGCGUCGUAUGUACAUUUGAUAAACAUAGAAUAAACCUGAGAGUUUCAUGCUGCGGCAAAGUUUUGUGGGCAAUCAUUAAGCUAAACACGUAACGUUCACUCAGGUAUCUAAGAAAAGCAACAACAACAAGAAAAACAACAUCGUCAACAAGUACAAUUACAAAACAUACAACAGACAGCAAUAAUCAACAACAACAACAACAACACCAAUAAAAACAACAACAGCAACAACAAUGACGCCAGAGAAAUCGGUAUUAGCUUAUAUCAAUCAUUUGAUAGUCAGCAAUUUUUCAUAUUUCUGGGACGAAAUCGAUGGGUAUCUUUAUUAUUUUGGCGGAACGUUGGGCACCGUGACCUUGACCAGUGUGGCGGCCAGUAUUGCCUACUACUUUGCAACGCGACCAAUACCGGAAAAACCAUUAGUGCCUCUGGAAAAUCAAUCCCCAUUGCUGGAGGGUCCAGAACAAAUACACGUCUCCAAGUUCUACAAGGAGUCGAAGAAUGGCAAAUUCGUGUCCUACAUCACAGAGAAUGUGAGGACGCUGUACCAAACGUUCCGUGAAGGUGCCUACGCCUCCAACAAUGGACCCUGCCUCGGCUGGCGCGAGACUCUGACGUCGCCCUACCAGUGGAUCAACUACGAUGAGGCGCUGCUGCGUGCCAAGAACUUUGGCGCCGGCAUGUUGGCCUUGGGUGCCCGGCCCAAACAACUGAUUGGCAUCUACUCCCAGAAUCGUCCCGAAUGGAUAUUGUACGAGCAGGCUUGCUACUCCUUCUCGCUGGUCGUUGUGCCGCUCUACGACACACUUGGCCCCGAUGCCUGUGCCUUUAUCAUACGCCAGACAGAGAUGUCCAUCAUCAUUGUCGAAGAUGAUGGCAAGGCAGCCAUGCUGCUGGAGAAGGCGCCGCGUAGUCUCAAGAUUAUUGUCUCCAUCAAGCCCAUACGCCAGACGACGCUGGAGCGUGCGCGCAGUCGUGGCGUCCAGAUCUUCUCUUUCAUCGACGUGGAGAAACUGGGUGCCAAGGGCAAUCAUCCCGAAGUGCCGCCCACAUCGGAGGAUCUGUGCACAGUGUGCUAUACAUCGGGCACCACGGGCAAUCCCAAGGGCGUGAUGCUCACACAUGGAAAUGUGGUGGCCGGCGUCUGUGCCGUCAUCCUGCAAAUGGGCGAUCAUCGCAUCAGGGCUGGAGAUGUGAUGGUCUCGUUUCUGCCGCUGGCGCACAUGUUUGAGCGUUGCUGCGAGAAUGGCAUGUACUAUGUGGGCGGCUGUGUAGGCUUCUAUUCCGGCGACAUUAAAGAGCUGACCAACGAUCUGAAGAUGCUCAAACCGACCGUGAUGCCGGCUGUGCCGCGUCUGCUGAAUCGUGUCUACGACAAGAUACAAAACGAUAUCUCUGCUUCGGGAUUGAAGCGUGCGCUGUUCAACAUGGCACUCAAGGCCAAGGAGAAGGAGAUUGCCCGUGGUGUUCUGCGUCGCAAUGGCUGCUGGGAUAAACUGGUCUUUAAGAAGGUGCAUCAAGCCUUUGGUGGCAAUUUGCGACUCAUGGUCGUCGGCUCGGCGCCACUCGCUGGCAAUGUGCUGACUUUUAUGCGAUGUGCUCUCGGUUGUCUGGUGCUGGAGGGUUAUGGUCAGACUGAAUGCACUGGCGCCAUUACGCUAACAGUUCAGGGUGAUCAUGUGCCCAAUCAUGUGGGCCCACCUGUCUCCUGCAAUGCCGUCAAGCUGGUCGAUGUGCCCGAAAUGGAAUACUUUGCCAACCAGAAUACCGGCGAGGUCUGCGUGCGUGGCUCCAACGUCUUUCAUGGAUAUUAUAAAGAUCAGGAGAAAACAGCUGAAGCCAUCGAUGCUGAGGGCUGGCAUCAUACGGGCGAUGUGGGCAUGUGGCUGCCCAAUGGAACACUGCGAAUCAUUGAUCGUCGCAAGCAUAUCUUCAAGCUCAGUCAGGGCGAGUACAUAGUGCCCGAGAAAAUUGAGAAUAUUUACACACUAAGUCAAUAUGUCAAUCAAGUUUAUGUCUACGGCGAGAGUUUAAAGAGCUGCAUUAUCGCUGUUGUUGUACCUGAUAUGGAUGUGCUAAAGCAAUGGGCCAUAGAGAAUAAUGUUCGGGGCACACUCUCCGUCCUGUGCAAUAAUAAGAACGUGAAGGAGCUGAUCAUGAACGACAUGCUCAAUUGGGGCAAACAGAGUGGACUGAAGUCAUUCGAACAGGUCAAGGAUGUGUAUUUGCAUCCCGAUCCCUUCUCGGUACAAAAUGGUUUACUCACGCCCACUUUUAAGGUGAAGAGGCCGCAAUUGAAGAGUUAUUUCAAGCCACAACUGGAGGAUAUGUAUAAACAUUUGGAUUAAAAAAUUAUUGCGUAGAUAACCAAGAACAACGAACAACAAUUUAAAUCAGAACAACUUUAUAGUAUCUUAACUGAUCAUUACAAAGACUACCAUACAAAACAAUACAAUACAAUGCAUAACAACCGUAAAAUAUUUUGAAUACCGCGAAGAGAAGAGAAAAGAUGUGAGGAGAGGAGAAAAUUAUAACAAUAUUUGUGAUAAUAUUGUUUGGAGACCUUAAGAAGAAGAGCAGUCUAAUUUUUUAUAGUUCCGUCAAUUCUUAGCAUGUAAGCAAAGCGCAAGCAAAUAAUACAAUAUACAAUACAAAUACAUAUACAAAACAUAUAUACGUAUGUACCAUAGAAGGAGGUACUAGAGGAUGGAAGGUACAUCAGGAUUCUUAACUGACAAACAAAUUUUGGCAGACGCAUUUUUUUCUAUAUUCUAUAAUUUAAUCAAAGACUAGCGGCACUUUACAUCAAAAGUAACACAUUAACAAAAUAUGUUAACUAUUUCGUAAUCCUAUGGUUUAGUUGAAGUGACAUCAAAAUGUUUCAAUUUUAGAAAAAAAAAAUUAAAAACAAACAAAAGCAAAAUAAGAAUU